AUGCGUCACAACCAAGCAAAAUCCUUGGCUCAGGCGCCCAAGCCUGCCACCAAGCCCAAGCCUGCCACCAAGCCCAAGCCUGCCACCAAGCCCAAGCCUGCCACCAAGCCCAAGCCUGCCACCAAGCCCAAGCCUGCCACCAAGCCCAAGUCUGUCACCAAGCCCAAGCCUGCCACCAAGCCCAAGCCUGCCACCAAGCCCAAGUCUGCAAACAAGGCCAAGCCAGCCUCCAGCCAUGGGUCACCAACAAAAACACUGCAGCUUCUGUCAGCGCCACCAAUCAAGGAGUGCCGCAACCUUGAAGCCGAUUUGCUCCGCUACAGCACCACUCCAGCGACUGCCGGCGCUACACCACAGCCAUUCCAAGACAGCGAGGAGACGUAUGCUGACGGCACUCAGCGAACCUGCUGGGCAUGCCACGAACCGGGCCAUGUGCUCCUGUGUGAUGCCUGCCACAAUGUCAUGCAUUUGAGCUGCGCGGGCGUGCAUGUGAAUGAAGCACAAACCCUCAAAAUCUGGAAGUGUGGAGCGUGUGAUCGAGCCACCUGGCUUCAACGCCUGCAAAGCAUGCAAGCAGCAACAAAGAAGCAGCCGCCGCAGCUUCCUCCUUGUUCGUCCCCAGCCGUGGACGGACGAUUGGAGCCGAAUCCGCACACGCCCAAACGAGCAAAGCUUGCACACAAGGUGGCUCGCAAGUUGGAACCAAGCCCAGUCAAGAUCCAUCUAUGGCUGUCCAAGACCGACCUCUUGCCCAGCAUGAUUCCACCCCGUUCAGAGGAAAGUAUGCAGCAGCUCAACCCCAAGCUUCAUGUUGCUCUGAAGCGCUGUGGAUGCUCCGUCCAGACCCUUCUACCCCAAUUGCUCCAACAUAUUUUGAUCCGGUAA
Monosiga brevicollis MX1 is the source of this 885-nucleotide messenger RNA. RefSeq lists its product as uncharacterized. The transcript has a single exon. Gene Ontology annotation, biological process: nucleosome assembly. Bases 1 to 885 code for a protein of 294 amino acids. NCBI's taxonomy places the organism in Eukaryota, Choanoflagellata, Craspedida, Salpingoecidae. The record is from RefSeq and is a predicted model, not a curated record. Gene Ontology annotation, cellular component: nucleosome. Gene Ontology annotation, molecular function: DNA binding; structural constituent of chromatin.